Messenger RNA from Paramuricea clavata, 1981 nucleotides. NCBI's taxonomy places the organism in Eukaryota, Metazoa, Cnidaria, Anthozoa, Malacalcyonacea, Plexauridae. The record is from the annotation of a GenBank genome assembly.
GCCAUUAGCCAUGAUACCAGGCGGUUCAGAUUUGCUCUUCAAACACCAAAUCACGUGCUGGGUCUUCCCGUUGGUGAGUACUGUAAUAAUUGGGAAAUGUUUUCUUCAUUGUGUGGAAUUUCACACUUUUGGGAAAACAUGUUGGGUUUCAUUUCUUCAAGUGUUGCAAGAGACAUCUGGACGAGGGUGAUCGUCCCUAAAAGCCGGUUUCCAUUACUUCCGCUUUGCCUGCGCGGGCACGCUUUGAAAGGUGAUUUUUUUCUACUUUCAGAGGGUGCAGGUGCGUCACAAGGGAGUGGCUCGUAGUCAGGCGAUAACUUUACGGCGCUUGCUCAUAGUGUCCGCUUCGCCCGCACGGGCAAAGCGUACUUGAUGGAAACCGAGCUUAACAGGAUAAUAUUGUAGCACCGUACUCAUGUUAUGCAUGUGUUAUUACAUAACUGUAAGGAAGCGACGUUUUUGACAACCCGUUCGCCAACUGGAAGUCAAUCGAGCCAUUAUAGAUGAAAUCAUGACGUGAAACACCAUUGACUGCCGUUCUUGAUUUCAGGCAAGAACUGCUGACGCCAUCACUCGCCAUCUACAACGGUUUGAUUGACUUCCAGUUAGCGUAUGUGUUGUCAAAAUGUUCUUUGCUUAGGCUCUUUAGUGACCCACACGCUUCGACGGCUCGUGAAUCACUUGUUCUGACCUCGCCUUCUUUAUUACGUCAUCUGCAUGCACUGGAAUGUGUCUUACAACUGAACAGACAACGACAAAUUCGAGUCUAGAAUGUCCGUGAAUGUGACCCUAAGAUAUUGUACCUGGUGUAAAAAUGCGUGGAAUGUUUCAUACGUGUUUCGUGUGAAUGUCGUGGGAUUUAGGAGAGAAUACGAAGCUAACUAACUCAUGGUCAUUAAACGGUGCUUACGAUUACGAUUAACAUUUCUAUAGCGCAAAUUUACAUGUGGAUAUGAUCAAAUGUGCUUUACAUCAAGUAUUACGCACUUACGCUUACCUAAUAGACCUUAUGCAUAAUGACGUCACAAGGUUUGAUGCCCGCGAGGAAUGCUGGUCUUAGUAGUCAUCGCCCGGGAAAAUUUCGAUGGUGGCCAUUUUGAAUUGUUUAAUUUUCCUGGGCGAUGACUACUAAGACCAGCAUUCCUCGCGGGCAUCAAGCCAUGUGACGUCAUUAUGCAUAAGGUCUAUUACUUACUGAGCCUAGACUAUUUUAUCUUUGCAACAAUUGUGAUAUUACUUUCUUAAGUAUCUUAUCUUUCAACAAUUACCCUAAGUACUAACACACUCUGUCAACUUUCCCUGUGGGGAGGAAACCGGAGCACCCAGAGAAAACCCACGACUUUCGGCAGAGCGUUGACACUCUUCACAUGAGUCCAUAGCGGGAACCCAAGUUUCCGUUGGUAGGGAUGCAACUAUACCUGAAAAACACAAAGUGAAAUUCGACGUUUCGAGCGUUGGGAAGUUAGUGGCCAACUGGCACAGACUGUUUAGGCCUAAUUGGGUUAACUUAAUAUUCCUGGUUAAAUUUCCUGGUUAGUUCAACUUCUACUAUAGUCUGGUUAAUUUGACCAGGACUUUCUGCUAGGUAUAUAUAUAACCAAGGGAUCUGCUUAUAUAUCUAUACCUAGCAUAUAGUUUGUUCGAAACUUUCUGAAAAUUAUAAAGACGUCCCUAGUCAAGUAUAUAACCAGCAACCAGAUUGCACAUGCACUGGUUACAUUAACCAGACUAUAGUAGGAAGUGAGAUAAAAUAACCCAAAUAGUGUUACACUUACCCUUUUAUUUGUAAUGAUUUGCUCCUUUUCUGCACAGGAUGACUUUUAUUAGACAACCAUUAUGAAACAACACACAUUAUAAUGCAUUUUCAUUUUUAGGUAAGCACAUGUAUUUAAGUGCCAGGAUUAAUGACAGUUUAGUAAUAAGACCUUACACACCCGUCACGUCUGAUGAUGAAAUUGGAUAUUUUGAUCUCGUUAUCAAG